GUGGGCAUCGGGUCACCAGGCAUGGCAGCAGGCACUGGGUCAUCAGGUAUCGGAUCGUCUGGAUCGACAGCGGGUACCGGGUCAUUAGGCAUUGGAUCGUCUGGCUCGACAGCGGGCAUCGGGUCACCAGGUAUGACAGCGGGCACCGGGUCAUCUGGCGUUGGAUGGUCUGGCUCCACAGCGGGCAUCGGGUCACCAGGCAUCAGGUCAUUUGGCUCGACAGCGGGCACCGCGUCAUCUGGCAAGGCAGUGUGCACCGAGUCACCAGGCACAACAGUGGGCUCUGAGUCAAUUGGCUCGACAGUGGGCACCGACGGUCAUCAGGUACCGGAUCGUCUGGCUCGACAGCUGGCACCGGUCAUCUGGUGCUGGAUCGUCUGGCUCGACAGUGGGCAUCGGGUCACCAGGCAUGACAGCGGGCACUGGGUCAUCAGGCAUUGGAUCGUCUGGCUCGACAGCGGGCAUCGGGUCACCAGGUAUGACAGCGGGCACCAGGUCAUCAGGUACCGGAUCGUCUGGCUCGACAGCGGGCAUCGGGUCACCAGGUAUGACAGCGGGCACUGGGUCAUCAGGCAUGAUAGGAUCAUCAGGCUGGAUCAGCUGGGUAGGGACAUCAGGCUAUAGUGCGGGUGCCGAGGCACCAGGCUGAACCACGG
Messenger RNA from Staurois parvus, 656 nucleotides. The record is from the annotation of a GenBank genome assembly. Lineage: Eukaryota; Metazoa; Chordata; Amphibia; Anura; Ranidae.